This is a messenger RNA of Marasmius oreades (fairy-ring Marasmius), 2880 nucleotides long. RefSeq lists its product as uncharacterized. The transcript is spliced from 10 exons. The record is from RefSeq and is a predicted model, not a curated record. The coding region runs from base 1 to 2880 and encodes 959 amino acids. Lineage: Eukaryota; Fungi; Basidiomycota; Agaricomycetes; Agaricales; Marasmiaceae.
AUGAACCGCACGGAAUUAUUACAGACUCAGAAACAUGGCCAUUCUAGGGUCACCUAUCAUGCCCUCAAUAGGACUUUUGAUCGUCUCUUCAAAGAGAAUUCAUUGAAGGAGAUGCAGGACGCUGUGAGAAGGAAACUUGGCUUGCCCGAAAACGCGCUGGUUAUACUAUCUCAAGUUCGUGGCGGGCAGUUGAUUGACCUUGAAGACGAUGAUGAUUUCGAUGCAUUUCAUGCAGUAAUUCACUCAGUGAGAUGUGUUGAUGUGAAGGUCACAUUACAGACGGCUGUACCACCUAUCACAACUCAAACGAUCACCCCGAAUGCCGAAGAGACUGAGGACUCAAUAAAUCACCGCAAGCGUAAGGUGGCAUUCUCUGAAAAUGAAGAUCCUAUUUGGUCUCCUUCAAUCGACGUGGACCAAGUUUUACCGCCCAGCAAAAGGCGUCGCAGUAACUCAGUUUCAAAGUCUAAACACCCAGAGGUCAAUCAGCACGACUGUCCCCCUAGUAACGACGACUCUUCCGUAAGAAUAGGGCACUCGGCCAAUUCCAACUCCUCAGACGAGGAUGUAGUGAUGGAACCAUCCUCGUCAUCUGUACUUCCUCCACCCUCAACGUUCAAUGAUACUUCCAUUAUCGCUGCAUCAGACAUCACUGUUACCGACUUCGAUCAGACAAUGCAUUCGCUAGCUGCCCCUGCUCUUCCCGAGGCGAAACGAAAGCAAAAGAGAGUUAAUAAGGCGCUGGAGGGCGCAAAUAGCAGAAAUAAAGAAGAGAUUUCCACCCAGUCAGAGAGGAAGAACAAGAAGGAGAUGGAGAAGCCAAAGGUCAUCGAGACUCCAAGUAAUCAGGAAAAUACGGCCUCUGCUGAGACGUUGAAGAUACCAGAGAGGAAGAAGAGGAAGAAGAAACCGAGAUUGGCGAAGGAAGUAAUGGAAAGUGAACUUCCCAACCAAGACACAGUGAGUUUGAGUAUGGUUGAACGAUUUCCUCAACAACUGGCAGAUGCAAUUUCGAAGAACGCUGAUGGUGAACAACGAGAGAAAGAUAGAAAGAAGAGGAAGAAGGGCAAAAAAACUGAACCUGAUAAAACCGAUGCCCGACCAUCAGGAGCAAUGAAUGGCGACUUUCACGAUGAAGUUUCAGAGCCACCCGUUCCAUCAGGAAAAGCAGCUGAAGAUGCUGCUCCAGAUCUACCAAAAAAGAAAAAGACAAACGCGAAACAGAAGGCUAAAUUCACCCCGAAGAAUUCAUCCGCGGAUGGCAAGAAAUCAGAACAGUCUGCUGAGAUGCUAUUAGUCAAAGAAACCGUUCAGGAAAUGCUCCGCAAGAACGCGGAGUCAUCACGGUCCUGCUCAUCGAAGGCACCUAGAGUAGACGAUAAAUCUACAAUGGAGCAUUCCAAGCCACAGAUCAGCAGUAACAUUCGAGCAACAACGGCCGUCCAAACUUUCGGCGAGUCUGACUCUGAUGAUUCGAUCCAAGCCAUGCGCCUAGCUGCCCAACAACGCUACACAAAGCGAGGGAAGGAGCGAACAUUACCCGACAUCGACAUAGAGGAAGUUAUUCGAGGCCCGAGUGUAAGGCGCCUGACUCUAGAUAAGGUGAUUGGAGUUGACAUUGUUGGUCAACGCAAGGAGAAAGGCGUCAUCCUUGAGGAGGAGGAGACCCCGACAAGGAGAAGAUCGAUUGCCGCUCGGUUAGCGUCAUCUGAUUCUGAGAUGGAGGCAGACGGCGAGGAGGACUCGAUGAAGGAAGAUCAAACCACGAAUACUCCAAAGGAGCCCCCUGUUUUACUUCCUACUUCAGUGGACAAGAUGCCAGAUGCCGUCUACCCAACAAUCUCAAAUUGGUCUACCUCCUCGACGGAGCCGGAUGACGAUUCGCAAGAUGUAAAUUCCAAAGGCGAGACUGAUGAGGUCGUUCGUCCGAGUGUUGAUCGGCAAGAGGAUGCUGAAGAGCUAUCCAACAGUCGAACCUCGUUGCCCCGCGACGUCCCUGAUCCUAUAGAACCUAUACCCUCGCCAGCUCGGGAGACAAGUCCUAUCCAAGCUUCCCAAGGCGAUGUUCAUGUAUCCCCUGUCAAUGGACUAAUGACCAAACGUGGGGGAACCGCUUUAUCGGCCAUCCCCGCUCCUCGCACCUCCCGUAAACGUAGGAAAUCAAUAAGUAAUCAACCUGUGUCCGUGCAUGAGACAGCGGUUCGAGAGAGCGUAGCGAAAAUGACCAGGAGCCGUACCAAGCUGGCUGCCAAUACUCUUUCCCGAAAGGGCCCAUCUCCAAGCGCCGCACCGGAACCUCAGGAACCGGAGGCCCCUGGAAAGGAUACUCCAGAACCCACCCGUACGACACAUUCGCUGGGAGACCUAGACCAGACUGGGGAUGACAACGUUCCGCACGAAGCAUGGACGGCAUUAGACGACAUGUCUCCGACUGAACCCGAGUCGUCGCUUAUGAUGAUAGACCAGUUGCGAAGCUCUCUUGAACCUGAGCCAGACUCGCCCUUAUUCCUGUCCAGCGAAACACAACCAGGUUUCCCCUUCUCGCAAUGGCGCGAUGCACAGUUGCAGGGUGCGAACGGCCUUGCUCACUCGCCUCGGGACUCACAGGACGAGGAAGAGGUGGUGGCAUCGGUUACCUCUCAGAGGAAGAGGCCCUCUGCACCUCCCACUUUCCGUAGCCUGACACAAAUUGCGAGCCAGCCCAAGAUCUACAGCUCGUCACCUCUUCUACCACCGUCCAUGGCGCCCCAGGUAACCAAAAAGGAACUCUAUGGAUCUGUUGCAAAUGGGUAUGGAGACGAGUCUGAGUCUAGUUCUGAAUCGGAAGAGGAGAUAUCCCAUAUCCCAAAAUCCAGACAAGCAGGAAAGAAAAGUUUGUAG